This is a messenger RNA of Aegilops tauschii subsp. strangulata, 573 nucleotides long. The record is from RefSeq and is a predicted model, not a curated record. Lineage: Eukaryota; Viridiplantae; Streptophyta; Magnoliopsida; Poales; Poaceae.
AUGCUUCUUCUGUAUGUUGAUGAUAUCGUCAUCACCGCCUCUCGCACGGAUUUACUUCGCGACAUCAUUGGCCGCCUUGGUUCUGAGUUUCGGCUGAAGGACUUGGGUGCAUUGCACUUCUUCCUCGACAUUAAUGUGCGACGUGAUGCCUCCGGAUUUUUUCUUCAUCAAGGGCAGUAUGCACUUGAUCUAUUGGAUCAUGCUGGUAUGACCGACUGCAAACCUGCUGCUACUCCUGCCGAGGCCAAGCCGAAGCUCUCUGCCAUUGCUGGACAGCCUGCCACUGGCGUCGCUCUCUACCGCAGUAUUGUUGGUGCUCUUCAGUAUCUCACGCUCACCAGACCAGACAUUCUGUUUGCCGUGCAGCAAGUUUGCUUGCACAUGCACUCGCCUUGUGAUGUUCACUGGUCUCUUGUCAAGCACAUUCUCCGGUACAUUCGCGACACACCGACCUACGGCCUUCGUCUUCAUGCCUCCGCCUCCACCGAGCUUUUUGCCUACACUGAUGUGGAUUGGGCUGGCUGUCCUGACACUCGACAAUCCACGUCGGACUAUUUGUGUCUUCUUCGGUGA